AAUAUUGCUUUGACAGAUAAUGCAGUAAAACAUUGCAGGAGUUGAACAGACUAAACUUUUAUCUCUUGUGUAGUGCUAUCAGUACCUGAACGAUUAUCGACAGUAGGAAAAACAGCUGGAUACUAUAAAUACGGUGUUUUGUUAGAAUAUUGAUGACAUUGAUGUGGAUGCAAAACGUUAGUUCAGUAAUCUGAGGUUUAUGAUUAUACCGUAAAAUGCGGUCUCAGUGCUCACUGGUAUGAUAAUAAUUUUCCUCAGCAUCAAAGAUUACAGUACCUUGUCAGUUUCGAAGACAGAACGAUUGCGGUCUUAGCAGACUAGUUGCGUUUCUUGCUGCUCGUCAGUUUAUUCAGUCGAAGGUUUCCUCCACUGCGAAGAGGAGUCGGCUCCACACGUUCACUGUCACGGUCACGCCAUCAUGGUCUCCGUGUAUUCUUAUUGUCUGCUAUCUGUGAGCCUUAUCGGGUAUUUGGCUAUUGUAUCUCACGCUUGUACAAAUGGAGAGAUUAAUGAUAAUACUGUAACAGAGAAGGACAUAUCAGAUGUAAUUCAGGCGCAUAACGACUACCGUGCUACAGUUGCGCUUGGUCACCUUGAAGAUCAACCACCAGCUCAGGAUAUGCAGAAAAUGACAUGGGACAGCGAACUGGCUGACAGAGCACAAUAUUGGGCCAAUCAGUGCAUGUUCAAGCAUGAUGGAGAUAGAGGGAAAAAUACUGGACAGAAUUUGUAUAUUAUAUACUAUGGUGGACCUCAUGCAGAGCGACAACAUAACUUCACUCAAGCCGUAGAAAGCUGGUACGGAGAGCAUAAAUAUUACACAUAUAAGAAGCUUGAGAGUGGAGACUCCAAUGAUCCAACAACUCAAACUGGUCAUUAUACUCAGGUGGUGUGGGCCGAUACUAACAAAGUUGGGUGUGGAUUUGCCAGCUACUAUCAAACUGAAAAGGAACAAGAUCAAAUACUCUAUGUGUGCAAUUAUGCGCCGGCAGGAAAUUACAUUGGACAGUACCCAUACAUAGACGGAAAAACUGAUUGCAAAGGGAAUGGAAUGUCCAACAGCGACAUUGAUGGGCUCUGUAAGCUUUAGCAAAAUUGAAAAUUUUGCUACAGAGAUUGGAAGAUUAAACUAUGAGUCUCAAGAUAUGAUCUGGAUGAAAAUCAAAUUCAGAAGAAAAACUAUCAAGUAAUUUUGCACUCUUCAGGACCAAAAAAUAGAAAUAGGCUACAAAAAUUAACUGCCUCUUGCUUCCAUGUAUUAUUUUAAGUUAACUCAAUGCAUGUUGUUUAUCAUGUUUAUGUUUAUGUAAGUAGCCUAGGUAUUAUAAUUAAAAAAAAAAAUAAAAUUUAUUUCCACUUUCAUACAACAUACACGAUACAGUAGUCUAUAAUAAGAAUGAAUUAUUCUAUAAUACACAGUAUUAACCAUUUAAUGAAAAUGAAAAUCACCACCAGCAAAAGUAAAACUUGCUGGCUGGUGGGAAUCACCGGAAUGUUAUAUGCUACUGGAUGAUAUUCGAAUAUAUACAGUAUAUAUUUUAAAUUGCCUUAAAAUGAUGUACUUCGUUGGAAAUAAAUACAGUAUAUGAUACUGCAAUACUCGCACAAAUAUGCUUUACUAUGAAUGCAUUACCUAGGUAUCGUUUGAAGAUUUUCUUCCGAUGAUUAUAGCCUGUAUGCAUCUGAUUUUGUAGCCUUCAUGUGAUUAAAUAAAACGAUUUCUCAGCAUUUA
Molecule: messenger RNA, 1732 nt
Organism: Nilaparvata lugens (brown planthopper)
Lineage: Eukaryota; Metazoa; Arthropoda; Insecta; Hemiptera; Delphacidae
Product: venom allergen 5
Exons: 7
Coding region: 419-1090 (223 amino acids)
Cellular component (GO): extracellular region
Source: RefSeq, a predicted model, not a curated record